UUGCCCUGUCUUUGCUUUUCUAUUCCUUUCCCAUUUUUCAUGACCCCCAGAUGGUCUUUGAUCUUCAUAUUUUGGAGCAACUCGACAGGCUUUGAGGGUGACUGCUGUGCGGCACUCUCACACACGGUCACAGGUUUGAUUUCUGCCGCCUGGAAAUGGCGGAUAGAAUUGGGAUAGAAUGGCUUAACCAUGAUUUGAACAGAGGACUGACUGGGCAGCAAAGUCCGGAUUUUCUCAUCUCUAUACCAUUUGGCACGGGCUAUUACCUUGCCUUUUUUUUCUCUUCUUUAUUCUUUGACAUUUCUCCUUUAUUGAUGUUUUUUAAACUCUAUUGCAUGGCUAGUUUGGAUCAGCUUAUAAGCGUUGUUUUUGUCUUGGGGGUUUUCCUUUUUUCCUUUUAUUCCCCCCUUGUGCCACGAGAAGUUCCAAGUUAUGGCCCAGAAAACUUUUUUUUAUUUGUUUAUUUUUUUUUGAUAUGUAUAGUAUACCAACUGUGUUAGGGGCCCAUUGUGUAAGAGACCAUGUCACAUUGAAACGUGAAUGAACUGAUUGAUACCACACUGGAA
Messenger RNA from Aspergillus pseudotamarii, 566 nucleotides. RefSeq lists its product as uncharacterized. NCBI's taxonomy places the organism in Eukaryota, Fungi, Ascomycota, Eurotiomycetes, Eurotiales, Aspergillaceae. The transcript has a single exon. Bases 156 to 500 code for a protein of 114 amino acids. The record is from RefSeq and is a predicted model, not a curated record.